CUCGCUUUCUUCUGCUAGUGGAACCACCCUAAUCAUCUCUUCUUUCCUUUUUCUUGGAUUAAUAAGUGAAAACCCUAAAAUCCUUCUUCUUAAUGAACCCAUCACUAGUAAAUCGAAUCUUUCGACAUUGAAUCUCGCGAAAACUCAAAAAACAAAUCGAUGGCGAAAGGCACAUCCACAGGGGAGAUCAUGAUCCGCACAGGUUGCAAAAGGGAGUUGCAAUUCAUGUUGAAAUCUCAGUCCGAGAUCUGUGGAGGGGAGACUCUAGGUCGGACUCGUGGAAGCAAAAUCUUGAUUAGACACUCCACAAGUGCAGAUGCGAAGAGACACAGUCGGGUUGGGAUAAAGAAGAUGCGUCUCAUUACAAAAGAUGAGGAUGAUGUUGUUAUGUCUGAUUCUGUUGAAGAAGAAGAAGAAAAGAGCGACGUUGUUGAUGUUGAUGAAGGGUCUGAUAAUGUGAUGAUUGAUAAAGAUCAGCCAAGGGAGAGGCGACUUGAGAAAGGUACACAUGCAGUUAAUGAGGCUGUGAAGGAAAGAGAGAUUGUGAUUGAGAGAGAACUUGUUUUAGCAUGUCCUGUUAGUUUUAGUAAGUUCGGGAAAGUGACUUCAAGAUCUUGUCGUGUUAAGUUGGAGAGUGGUCUUGGUUAUAAAAAACCUGGUAGAAGGUUGACCAGAUCUAUGUUGAAGUCUGAGUGUAUCAACUCUGAGGCUAAUGGUGAUCAUGAUGUGAAUCCGGGAAAGGACGCUACAGGUAGUGAAGAUGAUUGUGUUGCUGAAGGUAGCAAAUCUGAGGCUAAUGGUGGUGAAGAUCAUCUAAAUGAAGAAAGGGAAGCUAAAGAUAGUUCUGUUGCUAAAGGUAGCACAUCAGAGGCUAGUUCUGAUGAAGAUCAUAGAAAUACAGAGAAAGAUGCUCAAGAAAGAUGUGUUGAUGCUGCUACGUUAGUGGCAUGUGGGAGGAAGAAAGAGCUUCAUGAGCAAAAUAGUGAGGAUCCGGUGCUUGGGGAUCCAACUGGAUUGUCGCAGAUGAAUGGUCAUACACGAGGCGGUUAUAAGAAGGCAGUGAAUGAUUCUGUAGAUAAGUCUUUGAGGAGACUAACCAGGUCAUUAGUGAAAUCAGAGGCUAAUGGUUACGAAGAUCAUAUCAAUGCAGAAAGGGAAAGAAAAGAUAGUCAAGAUAGUUGUGUUGAUGCGGCUACUUUAGUGGCAUCUGACAAGGAAGAGGAGCUUCAUGAGCAGAAUAGUGUGGAACCAUGCCUUGGUAUUAUUCACCAUGUUGAUAAGAAGGCAGUGAAUGAUACAGUAGAUACACCUUUGACGAGGUUAAACAGGUCAUUAGUCAAACAAGAAGGUGAUUUAGAGAAUCCUAAUUUGGAAAAUAACAUCGAAUCAAAAGACUUGUGCAAGCUAGAUGUGAAUGCCAAUGAUGAGUUUCAAAGUCCUUCUACUACAACUCCCAACAAGCGUGGAAGGCCCAGGAAAUUUAUGAGGAAUUUCCCAGCAAAGCUGAAAGACCUUUUCGAUUCUAGAAUACUUGAGGGGCUAACUGUGUACUAUCUUCGAUGUGCAAAGAUGAGAGAGGCAGGGGCUAGAGGGCUUAAAGGAGUAAUAAAAGGAUCUGGAGUUUUGUGCUUUUGUGGUGCUUGCAAAGGAACUCAAGUGGUAAGCCCCGCAGUCUACGAGCAUCAUGCUUCUAGCACAAACAAGCGCUCACCUGAAUAUAUCUUACUGGAGUCUGGAUUCACACUUCGGGAUGUCAUGAAUGCAUGCAAGGAAACUCCCUUUGAUACACUAGAAGAAAAACUCCGUGGGGUAGUUGGACCAGAUGUAAAGAAAUCUAGCCUGUGUUUCAAUUGCCAAGGUCCAUUGGUUGAGCAUUGUGAAACGAAGUCAUUAUUUUUGUGCAAAUCGUGUUUGGAGAGAAAGGAACCAGAACUCCCUAUCAGUCCUUCUAAAGCAACUGGUGUUCGUAGGGGAUCGCCUAACCCAAGUUUGGUUCCGAGAACUAUCAUUGAUAGGUCAAUAUCCAGUCCUCGCCAAAGUAACAGGCGUGAACAACCAACCCAAAAGUCACCUGAGCCUUCAGUAACUGUUGCGAAUGGGUCAGAAUCCAGCUCCAUCAAAAGUAACAGCCUUGGGAAAUUAACCAGAAAGAAUUUGCGGCUGCACAAACUUGUCUUUGAGGAUGAUAUACUACCAGAUGGGACUGAAGUGGGUUAUUUUGUUGCUGGAAAGAAAUUGCUUGUCGGCUAUAAGAAGGGAUUUGGGAUACAUUGUUCUUGUUGCAACAAAGUGGUCAGUCCUUCAGCGUUUGAGGCCCAUGCUGGCUGUGCAAGUCGUCGGAAGCCGUUUCAGCACAUUUAUACAACCAAUGGCGUAUCUCUCCAUGAACUAUCAGUAGCACUAUCAAUGGACAAGAAGUUUUCCAUCCGUGAAAAUGAUGACAUUUGCCGUAUCUGUCAGGACGGGGGUGAACUCUUGUGCUGUGAUACCUGUCCAAGAUCGUAUCAUAUAGCAUGUGCUGAUUUACCAAGCCUUCCGAGUGAGAGGUGGUCCUGCAAAUAUUGUGUGGAUAUGAUUGAGAGAGAGAAGUUCGUGAACAGCAAUCUUAACGCCGUUGCAGCUGGUAGAGUUCGUGGAGUUGAUGCAAUUGCUCAGAUAGCCACAAGAUGCAUUCGAAUUGUCAGCUCUCUUGUAAGUGAGCUCCCAAGUGUAUGCGUGUUAUGCAGAGGCCAUAGUUUUUGCAGGUUGGGCUUCAAUUCUCGCACUGUGAUACUCUGUGAUCAGUGUGAAAAGGAGUUCCAUGUUGGCUGUUUGAAAGACCAUAACAUUGCUGAUCUUAAGGAACUACCUAAAGACAAAUGGUUUUGUUCCCUUGGGUGCGAAAAGAUCAACACUUCAUUAGGUGAUCUGAUAGGUCAAGGAGAAGAGAAGAAGCUUAGUAACAGUUUUCUGAAUUCUAUAUCGAAGAAGCAAAAACCUAAUGAAGAAAGCUGUCCAGAUGACAACACCACUCCAGACAUAAGAUGGAGGAUCCUUAGUGGAAAGUUGGCCUCUUCGGAUGAUACAAAAGAGUUUCUUAAGAAAGCACUUUUGAUUCUUCAUGAGCGGUUUGAUCCUAUCAGUGAAUCUGGGACCAGGGGAGAUCUCAUUCCAGCCAUGGUGUAUGGAAAGAAAGCAAAAGGCCAUGAUUUCAGUGGCAUGUACUGCACCAUGUUGACUGUGGAUGAAGUGAUUGUUUCCGUGGGAAUCUUUAGGGUUUUAGGACCUGAACUAGCGGAACUCCCUCUGGUUGCUACCACUAGAGAUUAUCAAGGGCAGGGUUACUUCCAGUGCCUGUUUGAUUGCAUCGAGAGGCUGCUUGGAACCCUAAACGUGAAAGAACUGGUGCUACCAGCAGCAGAUGAAGCCAAAUCCAUAUGGACUGACAAAUUUGGUUUCACCAAGAUGACCGAAGAGGAGGUGAAAGAAUGCAGACAAGACUACUCGGUGAUGGUCUUUCAUGGAACAUCAAUGUUGAGAAAGAAGGUACCUGGAACGAGUGUUGCUGACGUGAGUAAACCUGAGAAGGAGGAAAGUAUGGAGGAGUAAAAAGCUCAAGGUUAUUUUUUUGGAAGUGGGUGAAUCGAUACAGGUUUGAUGAUAUGCCUCUUUUUAUGCUUUGUAUUUUUUGGGUAGUAGGCCACGUAUUAGUGUACAGGUUUUUCCCACCUAAUGUGUUAAUCUACCUCGGCAACUGAAAGAGAUGGCACUAAGGGUGUGGAGGAUUUGGUCAUGUGUAGACUAGUUAGAGAGACACAAGGAAGUGUGGGAAGUUAUUUUACUAAUCUCGUCUUUUGGGGUCUUGUUACGAUUAUAUGAGAAGCUAAUGUUUUUGUAAUGGUAAGAAGAAAAUGAAAAAACAAUGUUACUUUUGUUGCAAAAGUCAAGCAAAUUUUACGCAUUGCCUUUGAAAUGGAUCCCAUAACCAUUAAUGCUCACAGUAAAAAUUGUUGGAUAUUUUGC
This is a messenger RNA of Eruca vesicaria subsp. sativa (arugula), 4002 nucleotides long. The record is from the annotation of a GenBank genome assembly. NCBI's taxonomy places the organism in Eukaryota, Viridiplantae, Streptophyta, Magnoliopsida, Brassicales, Brassicaceae.